GUCUCGGUGGACACUCUUCCUACGACCAAAUAAAUCGCUUUAUGUGUAAUUUUGUAAAAACAGGUUGGGAGAUUUUACAUUUCUGUCUGGUCGCGUAGCGUGGCUUGGCGCGUAAACGACAUUUUCCCAAAGUAGGCUACUGUAGGCCUAUUUGGUUCACAUUUAAGUGCCGUCUUUGAAUAUAAAAUCGCCAUUUGUUCGAUUGCAUCUACAUCCCGGUGAGUGGAACAUUGGCACACUACGAGUUCAACUGGAAGCUUCUCUGGGCUGCACCAGAAAAGCCCCGUACAGCUCCCUCGCCAGGUCUCCCCGGGAUCCGUGUUUUGCAUCGCUCCUCAAUUUGCAUUUCUUCCUCAGAUUUUCCGUACGACGGGUUCAGCCGCUCGAAACCAGCGGACGCUCCGCGGCUCUGUUGUAUGUGCGCCUCCAUUUCCAAAGCAAUACGCACGGAGAAGAGACUUCUGGAAAUUUUGAAUAAUGUUGCCGAAGCUCCACGACCGGGGAAACUGAGGACAUUUUGAUUCACUGUUAUUUCUGUUGCGCACCUACGGAGACAGACACGUGUCUUCGGGGUAAACAGAAAGGGCUAGAUCGUGUCAGCAGAUAGCAUUGUUUUUUACCCCCUUUUGUUUGUUAUAGACAGCUGAGUGCAAGCUUGGCGACGAGCUAUACAUUUCAGUUUGUGCGCCUUGGUGAUAAAGACGCAUUUGGAGAUGUCGGAAGUGCUACCUUUCAACGAAGAAAAAAUGAGUCAUUAUGGAAAUGAGGGCGACGAGGGACACCUUUCCUUCACCUGUCGUCUUCAAGACACCAACAACUUCUUCAGUGGCUCACAGAAUAAACGUCCGCCGAAACUCGGACAAAUAGGCAGGAGCAAACGGGUUGUGAUUGAGGAUGAGAAUGGCGACGACGAAGCGCUGAAAAAUGGAACAGAGAAGACCCCGGCAGAGGCUUAGAGCACUCGGCUCACCACCCCCCAAAAGACACUCUUGAAAUUUUUUAUGGCGAUAUUUACCAGUUUUAAUCCAAAGACACUGUAUAUAAGCACUUUCUCUCAUGUGGCAGCAAGCAACACUUCCACGCCCUCCUCUCCCAGUCAGUCAUGGCCAUCUGGGUGACACACACUGGCAGGGGCGGGAGAUGGCAGCGAAGGAGACCCCCAGGUGGACCACCCCCCCACCCCCCCGAAACACACACACACACACAAACACACCCUCAACAACAGGGUUUCGCCAUAAAUCCAAAAGCAGGAGAAGACAACAAGAGGGGGGGGAACAAGGUGGAGGAAGGAGGCGACGCUGUCGAAAUGCAGAAAUCAGGGACAGGAUACAGAAAUAAAUCUGAUAUAAAAACUAAAGCACACACUUCUCCUAUAUCUUAUCAAUCAAAACUAUGGUACCAUUCUUUCUGCUCUUCAUUUUGAUCGAGGGCAAAUGAAGAACAGAGUUUGUAAAUAUGGAAAGGGUAGCCCAUAUUUUCUUGCACAAAGUGGGAAGCGGUAAACUGGUUUGUUCUGUGUGUUGAAGACUUUAUUUAUUGAUCCUUUGGAAUAUGUCUUUUGCAGUGACUGCAGGGAGUGUUUUUUUGUAUGUCGAGGAAACUUUGAGUGAACGAGAGUGACAUUUUUUUCACUUAACAAAUUCUCGAUGUUGCCUGAGUGUUUUUUGUUACCAUACUUUGCAGCUAACGAGUCAUUUAUAUACAGUGUACCUCCCACCUGUUUGUAAGCUUCCCAGGCUUUCACCUGGAUUGGUUAAUACUGUAACUUGACUGUACACACCCUAUGAUAAACUAUUUAUAUUGCAUUGUGCAUUAUCGUGUGUGCCAAAUCUCAUGAGGGAUAUAGUGUACUGGACAACUUGUUCUUUUUUGUGCUUUAUACAUUUUACUCAUACAAUUCAGUUGUUUUGUUGGGUUGCCAUUUUUUAGGGCUCUUUCUUAAAACACUGAAAUACCAACUCAUGCAUGGCAAAUAUGAAAUCAUGCAUGCACGGCAGAAGUUCUGAAACUCUUAUGUAUUCUUGAAGCACCUCGUAUACAGCUUUGAAUGACAAACCUCGAGAAACAGUCUUAAUUCUGCGUUGUACUGUACGAUUCACACUGAUUUGUACAGUGGCCUAAUAUCUUGUAAUAAAGAUUAUGACAAAGUACUA
Molecule: messenger RNA, 2153 nt
Organism: Micropterus salmoides (largemouth bass)
Lineage: Eukaryota; Metazoa; Chordata; Actinopteri; Centrarchiformes; Centrarchidae
Gene: camk2n1
Product: calcium/calmodulin dependent protein kinase II inhibitor 1
Exons: 2
Coding region: 714-956 (80 amino acids)
Biological process (GO): negative regulation of protein kinase activity
Molecular function (GO): calcium-dependent protein kinase inhibitor activity; protein kinase binding
Source: RefSeq, a predicted model, not a curated record